AGUAUUGCAUUUGAUAUCAAGUCAUUCGUGGCGCGUCUUUUGCACGCAGCGCAUCUCUUAUUUUUUAUUUUUUAAUCGUGUUCGAAACGUGUCAGUGUUGUGUCGUGUUUUUUCGCGGGAAAGCUCAAUAAGUUAAGAUGACGCGGUCGCUAAGCGUAGUGGAGUACUACGCGAACAAGUCCAUAUUCAUCACCGGCGCCACUGGGUUCAUGGGCAAGGUGCUCGUGGAGAAGCUCCUCCGAUGCUGCCCAGACCUGAAGAAGAUCUACCUUCUCAUGAGACCGAAAAAAGGACAUAACAGCAAAGAGAGGCUCGACGAAUUCCUUAAUGUUAAGGUAUUUGACAGAAUACACAAAGAAUGCCCCAAACGUCUGGAGAAGCUACAAGUGAUCCCGGGAGAUAUCCUGGCAGAGGAUCUAGGUAUAUCUGCAUCUGAUAGAGAACUCCUCCACAAUGAAUGCCAGAUAAUCUUCCACUGCGCUGCCUGUGUGAGAUUCGAUAUGUUCAUCCGAGAUGCUGUUAAUAUGAACACAGUCGGCACAAAGAAAGUUCUGGAAUUGGCUGAAGGAGUUAAAAAUCUGGAGGCUUUCAUUCACGUAUCGACCUCCUACUGCCGCUGCGAACUCGACCUCCUGGAAGAGAAACUGUACCCGUCCAAGCACCGCCCGGAGCACAUUAUGCACUGCGCCAGCUGGAUGGACGAUGAACUACUCAAACACAUGCAGCCCAAACUGAUCGACCCGCAGCCAAAUACAUACGCUUACACCAAGUCUCUGACGGAAGAUUUGGUAUCGCAGCACGCUGGGAAGUUCCCCAUAUGCAUUGCACGACCCUCUAUCGUGACCGCGGCACACAAGGAGCCGAUUCCCGGAUGGGUUGACAAUUUAAAUGGACCUACAGGAUUACUUGUUGGGGCUGGUAAAGGUGUAAUUCGCACAAUGCACUGCAACGAUGCCCUGCUAGCUGACGUGGUGCCGGUAGACAUGGCUGUUAACGCGUGUGUUAUUUUAGCGUAUACCACUGGAAUGGACAAACCUAAAGAAGUUCGUAUUUGUAAUAUCACACAAUCUGGAAUAAAUCCUAUAACGUGGGGAGAAGCCUUGGAUAUGGGUCGUCUUCACGUCCAAGAGUACCCAUUCUCUGUUUGCUUAUGGUAUCCCGGCGGCUCUCCUAAAACUUCAUGGGUCCAGCACCAAAUAGCACUGUUCUUCACACAUCUACUCCCCGCGUACUUCGUAGACAUACUGCUGUUCCUCAUGGGCAAAAAGACUUUUAUGGUAAAGAUGCAAAAACGAAUCAACUACGGUCUGGAAGUGCUGCAAUAUUAUACUACCAAGGAAUGGUAUUUUAAAAACGAUAACUUCUUGGCACUUCGAAAUAACAUCUCUAAAGAAGAGAACGAGAUGUUUUACACAGACAUACACGACGUGAAUUGGAGUACGUACAUCAAGAACUACAUAAAAGGUGCUCGCGAGUACUGUUGUAAGGAAGAUCCCUCCACUCUUCCGCAGGCGAGAAGACUGCAAACACAGUUGUACUACCUCGACAAGGCGGUACAGAUCACGGUGGUGAUGCUCUGCGCUUACUUCUUCUUCUACUACAUGAGGAUGUUCUUCUCUGUAGUCCACUAACCCCACUGUUAGAUAUAGCUACUGUUGGACAUUUAGAAAGUAAUGUCAAAAUAAAGAUGUAAUGAAUUGAUGUUACCACCGCUUUGGUUCUGGUGUGUGGAAGUCCAACAGUGGAAGGUUUGGCUAAUUUCAAAUGUAAUUAUGAUGUAGCUAUUGUAGUGUAAGUUAGUUUAAGAGAAUAAAAUCAAGUAGAUAUUGUAAUUUUAAGAGUAUGAUUUUCUCCUGAUGACAAUUAACUGAUGUAAAUAUAAUCGAAAUAGAUGAUGAUAAUUGAUGUACAGUUGAUAUUAUGUUAUAAUAUUAAAUUUUGUAAAAACAUUUACAAAACAAUCUUUGGUCCUAUUCUUGGUAAAUCAUUUGUGGACUUCGGUAGAUUGAAUUGUGAUGUUGUUUAGUAAUCAAAUUCAUGGUGAAUGUAAAUUCACGGUCUUUUACUAAUUAUUUUAAAGACUAACAUUAUGCAUACAUUUUAGAUGAUAAUUCGGUCAUCAUCUAUAUUAACAAUAGCAAGCCGUAACAUAUAAUGAUACAGGAUUUAUAUUACAUAAAUCUUACUUGACAAUGGAACUGUAAUAUUAUAAUAUUACUGAUUUUACUAGUCAAAUGAAUAUUAAUUUCGACAUUCUUUCAUAAAUAACUAGGGAAUCUGUCGGGUUAUGGUUUAGGAUCCAGGAUAGAAUCUUUAAGGUAUUAUUACCGAUUCCCAAAAAGAAUAAUUAUCUCCCUGUUCAUAAUAUACUCCAUAGUAAUAAUAAUAUUCUCUAAGAAUAUCCAAAUAUCAUCUUCUAACAUAACUGCUUCCUAUACUCUGUUCUUUUCUCUAUAAUAAAGUGUACCAGAUUUCGUUGCAUCGCGAACCAUAAUAUGAUGGGUAAAUUGACACUUCAUAAAUUUUAAUAGUUCGCUUAAUUUUUAACCGACUUCCAAAAAAGGAGGAAAUGCUCAAUUCCUGUGUUCAUAUGUCUUUAAAUGACAGCUGUAAUCACUAUAAAACGCCAAUUUAAAGACCAUCUUUAUGCAACACCUGAAUUCUGGUAAAUUAAAAAUGUCGACCUUAUUUCAUACGUAAAACCUACUCGUCCUGUUAGGUUUUUUUUGUUUUCUCUUCUUGGUUUUGUACGCAGCUUUAUUUCUCCACGUGCUAAAGUGAAAUAAAAUCUUUGUCGAUCUCUUUUAUCGUCGAAGUGCGAUUUUUAUUUCAAGGUGGCGCCAUCUUAUUAACCACGGUGAGAUUUUACUUCAAAUGUUAUGUUAAACCAAAGAAUAUGUAUUUGUUUAUUAAUAAAUAUAUAUUUU
This is a messenger RNA of Manduca sexta (tobacco hornworm), 2927 nucleotides long. RefSeq names its product putative fatty acyl-CoA reductase CG5065. Gene Ontology annotation, biological process: long-chain fatty-acyl-CoA metabolic process. NCBI's taxonomy places the organism in Eukaryota, Metazoa, Arthropoda, Insecta, Lepidoptera, Sphingidae. Gene Ontology annotation, cellular component: peroxisome. The transcript has 13 exons. The record is from RefSeq and is a predicted model, not a curated record. Gene Ontology annotation, molecular function: alcohol-forming very long-chain fatty acyl-CoA reductase (NADP+) activity. Bases 138 to 1631 code for a protein of 497 amino acids.